This is a messenger RNA of Octopus sinensis (East Asian common octopus), 1149 nucleotides long. RefSeq names its product uridine phosphorylase 1. Gene Ontology annotation, molecular function: uridine phosphorylase activity. The coding region runs from base 254 to 1123 and encodes 289 amino acids. Gene Ontology annotation, biological process: nucleotide catabolic process; uridine catabolic process. Gene Ontology annotation, cellular component: cytoplasm; cytosol. Lineage: Eukaryota; Metazoa; Mollusca; Cephalopoda; Octopoda; Octopodidae. The record is from RefSeq and is a predicted model, not a curated record. The transcript is spliced from 8 exons.
GGAAAAAUUGAGAGAAAGAAAGACUCACGUACAAGAGAGGGAAAGAUAAGAGGAAUACAAGGACGUGAGAGAGAGAGAGAGAGAGAAAUAGUUAAGUACAAGAGAGAGGAAGGGAGAGAGAGAGAGAGAAAUAGUUAAGUACAAAAGAGAGUGAGGGAGGGAGAGAGAGAAGAUUUGUGAAAGCUUUGUUGAUCAGCUGCAGUAAUGAAAUAAACAAGAGGAGCACUUUAGAAGCACAUCAAACUGCAAAAGAAUGGCUACUAUUCCAAACCAGAGAAUCAAACAGAUGAAAGAUGACCAUCUCUUCCAUAUUGGGAUAAAUGUCCCUAAAGAUGAUGUCUCUAAAUUAUUUGGAGAUGUUAAGUUUGUCUGUAUGGGUGGCUCAGCAAAGAGGAUGGCUGCCUAUGCUCGUCUUAUGGAAGAACGACUUACUGCAGAAGGCCAGGAACCUUACAACUAUGCUCAGAGUACUGACCGUUAUGUACUCUACAAGGUCGGCCAAGUCCUCUUUGUUAAUCAUGGCAUUGGAAUUCCAUCUUUGUCUACUGUGUUGCAAGAAAUUGGCAAACUCUUGUUUCAUGCAGGUUGUUCUGAUGUCACAUUCUUCCGUCUUGGCACCAGUGGUGGAAUUGGCUUAGAUCCUGGAACUGUCAUUAUUUCUGAAAAAGUUGUGAACUGGGAGCUGCAACAACAAUGGAAUCUUCCAGUUCUAGGAAAAAUGGUUCAUAAUCCAGCCGUACCAAACAAAGAAAUUUAUUCCAAAUUGAAAGCUAUUGCCGAUAGUCUGUCUUUACCAAAUUGUUUGGGAACAACAAUGUGUUGUGAUGACUUCUAUGAAGGUCAAGGCCGUCUUGAUGGACCAUUUUCUAGCUUUUCUGAUGAAGACCGAGAUGCAUAUCUUCAACAUUUACAGGAUAAGGGUGUGACCAAUAUGGAAAUGGAGUCCGUUGGUUUUGUAGCUUUGUGUAAUAAAAUGAAUAUUCCAUGUGCUGUGAUAUGUGUGACAGUGGUUGACCGACUUAAGGGUGACCAAAUAACUGCUGACCAUGAUCAUAUUUUACAGUGGGAAAAAAGACCAAUACAAAUAUUUUUUGAAUACAUGAAAAAACACCAUUUGAAAUAAAUAAAAUGGCACAAGAUAUGAAAUUA